AUGCUAUGCAGUAAAUUAAGUGAAUUUAGUCGUCUACAUGUCUUGGACCGCAAAGAAUUUCAACAAUCGUCACAUGAAGAGACGAUGAAAUUGGUUAAAGCUGUUUGUCUUGGAAAAGGAAUUCAGCCCAAGACGUCAGCAAUGGCAACAACUGCGAGUCCAAGCAAGCCUUCAACAAGUGCAGCAUAUCAACAUUCAAAUCAUCCAAAUUCAAUUUUUCUUGUUUUAUCUUUUAGCUAUACUAAACUUGGAUAUGCCGGAAAUAGUGAACCCCAAUUUAUUAUUCCCUCAACUAUUGCCAUUAGAGAUGCGGUGACUGCAAAAAGUAGUGGUGGUGGAAUGGGGAAAAUUGAUGAUUUAGACUUUUUCAUUGGAGAUGAGGCUUUGUCUCCAGCUGCUGCGAACUACUUUGUUAAGCAUCCUAUAAGACAUGGAAUGGUUGAUGAUUGGGACUUGAUGGAACGUUUUUGGGAGCAAUGUAUAUUUAAAUAUUUGAGAGCAGAACCUGAAGAUCAUUAUUUCCUUAUGACAGAACCUCCAUUAAAUACUCCAGAAAAUAGAGAAUAUACAGCUGAGGUUAUGUUUGAAUCCUUCAAUGUUCCUGGUCUACUUAUAGCUGUACAAGCAGUUUUGGCGCUUUCUGCAUCUUGGUAUGAAAAACCAAUUGAUGGGCGUUCUUUAACUGGAUUGGUAAUUGAUAGUGGAGAUGGUGUUACUCAUUGUAUACCAAUUGCUGAAGGUUUUGUUAUUGGCUCUUGUAUAAAACACGUUCCAAUUGCUGGCAGGGAUAUUACUUAUUUUAUACAGCAGUUGCAACGUGAAAGAGAAUCAGGAAUUCCAAGUGAACAAUCUUAUGAAGUUGCUAAAGCUAUAAAGGAAAGAUAUUGUUAUGUUUGCCCUAACAUACAAAAAGAAUUUGUCAAAUAUGACACAGAACCGGAUAAAUUUGUUCAAUGCUAUCAUGGUCUUAACAAUGUAACUAAAAAACCUUUUACUGUUGAUGUUGGACAUGAACGAUUUCUUGGACCUGAAAUUUUCUUUCAUCCAGAAUUUGUUAGCUCGGACUAUGUAACUUCAAUUUCUGAGUCUGUUGAUCAAGUAAUCCAGCAAUGCCCAAUUGAUGUUAGACGUGGUUUAUAUGAAAAUAUUGUUUUGUCUGGAGGGUCUACAAUGUUUAAGGACUUUGGGCGUCGUCUUCAAAGAGAUUUAAAAAAAGCGACAGAUCAGCGUUUAAUGUUAAGUGAGCAAUUGUCUGGUGGUAAAGUUAAGCCAAAAAAUAUAGAUGUCCAAGUAAUUUCACACAAACGACAACGUUAUGCUGUUUGGUUUGGUGGUUCUAUGUAUGCUGCUUUGCCUGAAUUUUACAAUGCUGCCCACACAAAAGCUGAAUAUAUGGAAAGAGGAGCAAGUUGUGUUCGUUAUAAUGAUAUUUUUGGUUCAGUCGCUUAA
Molecule: messenger RNA, 1449 nt
Organism: Meloidogyne enterolobii
Lineage: Eukaryota; Metazoa; Nematoda; Chromadorea; Rhabditida; Meloidogynidae
Source: the annotation of a GenBank genome assembly